Molecule: messenger RNA, 907 nt
Organism: Asparagus officinalis (garden asparagus)
Lineage: Eukaryota; Viridiplantae; Streptophyta; Magnoliopsida; Asparagales; Asparagaceae
Exons: 3
Coding region: 344-634 (96 amino acids)
Biological process (GO): regulation of mitotic cell cycle spindle assembly checkpoint
Cellular component (GO): anaphase-promoting complex
Source: RefSeq, a predicted model, not a curated record
AAAACCAAACUUUAUCUUUUCUCUCCUGCUUACCUGUUUUCUCUCUCUUUCGGGUCUUGUCACUCAAAAGCCCAAAACCAACCAGAUCUCGUCGCGCCGCUCGUCGCGCUCUCGUCACCGCCGUGUCGUCGCUGAUUAUGUAGAGGACUGUUUCGGCGCCGCUCGUGGCCGAGGUCGUCGCCGCGUCCGGCUGUCAGUCAUUCGUCGCCGCUCGCGCGCUCAGCUCGCUCGCCGCCACCGUUUGUUCUCCACCGCCGCUCGACGAAGUUCGCCGCUGCCGCUUCAAAUUCUUAAGGGAAAAAGGGAAGGCAAACUAAAGGGUGAAAUCAAGAAUCGAGGAAUCAUGCUACAAUUCCCAGCAUUCAUGAGACAGUUCCCAUCUCCUCCCCUUCUCCCUUCCUCCACCCUUCUCCCUUUGUGGGCUUUCUCCCACAACGACGAGCUUCUCCUUGCUAUGGAGGAGUCUGAACUCGAAGACAAGUGGAGUGAAAUCAGAAAGAUAAAUAGCAGUGUGCCGGUGAUUGGGAAGAUUAACACUGAUUACAAGGAAGAUUUUGAUGCUGACGCAGAAGACGAUGAUCCAGAUAACGUGGAUGAGUCUGAGGGUGAUGAAUUUGAGCAGGAAGCAGGUUGAAGAUAUACCGCAUGAACAUUGUAAUUUAGCUUAGCUUCUAUAAAACGCAAACUGAAAAUUGUGUGGUUCUAUGAAUUUGCAAGUAGUUAGCCUAUCACAGAGGCAUCAAAUUUGGCUUGUUGGUCGCCUUUCAAGUUUCCUGCCUUUGGUGUUGUUUUUUGUGUUUCGCUGAGGUUCUUAGAUUCACUUGCAAUCUUGAUGCACAUAGUGUAUUUUCUAUAAAAAUGAAAUUUGUUGGAGUUUUUACUGCUCCGUGGAAAUGCUUUUAAUCCU